Molecule: messenger RNA, 1104 nt
Organism: Aureobasidium musti
Lineage: Eukaryota; Fungi; Ascomycota; Dothideomycetes; Dothideales; Saccotheciaceae
Source: the annotation of a GenBank genome assembly
AUGGCGAAUGUACAGGUUCUAGUAUACAAUGUGGCAAGCUUCGUCUGCGCCUUGUUCGUCCUUGAAUUCGGCGCCGACAAGUUCAUCGACCAUACCGCCAUCGUUGCCGAGCGCACAGGCAUACCAGAAUCCAUCAUCGGCUUGCUCACCGCAGGCGCGGAAUGGGAAGAACUUGCUGUUGUCGUUAUAUGCAUCUUGCAGAAUCGCUCUUCUCUCGCUAUUGGCAACAUCAUUGGCUCGGGCAUCUCAAACAUCCUGGGUGCCUUUUCGCUGGGCCUGAUCUUUCGCAGCAAUGAAGAAGAUGUGGUGUUUGAUUCGAGCGCCAGGAUGUAUACUUUGGUCAUGCUUUUGGUCACAAGUCUGGUCGUUGGCCUGCAGUUCCUCCACUCUUCAGCAGUAUCAAGAAUCUUCGGCGCCAGCUUGAUCGUCAUCUUCGUUGUCUAUGUUGGCUCUGUUGCUUAUUUGAUCUUCAAAGGUCGCUUGGAUGCACCCGAAUCAGAUAGUGACAGUGAUAGCGACAGCGACAGCGGGCGCGAGGAACAUGAGGAUAGCAUCGCCUACGAUGUCGGCGGCAGUCGAGUGGACUCAACGACUCCUCUCUUGGCGACAGAGCGCGAUGUGUCUAGCUCGCGCCACAAGCACAGCACAGCAUAUCACGUAGCGUUCUUGCUCCUUGGCUUUCUUGCAGUUCUUCUGAGCAGCCUUGUCCUAUCCACCGCUUCCUCGUCCAUCGCGGAAGAAAGCGGCUUGUCCGAAGUACUCUUUGGCGUCGUCUUCCUCUCCAUCGCAACAACGCUCCCAGAGAAGUUCAUCGCAGUCAUGAGUGGUAGUCGCAAUCGGACAGGCAUCUUGGUUGCGAACACCGUUGGUAGCAAUAUCUUCCUGCUCACUCUAUGUAUGGGUAUCCUCCAAGUCAGCAUAACUGGGUCAUAUGACAGAGGUACUGUCAACAUUGUUGAGCUGUUCGUACUCUUGGGCUCGUCGCUGUUCAUGACUUUGAUUGUCUGGUUUGGCGCUCAGUGGUCUCGUAUCGCUGGUCUGGUUAUGCUUGUCGGAUAUCUUGUGUUCUUGGUCCUUGAGUUUACGACCAUACAUCAUGGUUGA